CUGGCUGGGUUUGGAAUGCCAUGCUGGGCGGAGGGGCCAAGUGGGUCCCCUUGUUUAUUAAAGAUUUGAGGAUUUGCGGGGGUCUGUCUUGCGUGGACGUUGAGCGAAUUAAUCUCUUUCCUUUUUGUCAGAGUCUAGCUGAUGGACGCAGAGUCGCGGAACCCCGUGUCACCCCCACCGUGAGAGUAUGUGUCGCCUAUCCUCUUCCACUGCACUGCCCCGCAGACCAUCUUACAACAUCCAUAAGAAGUGAAAGAAGGAGCCGCUCUUGUGCUGGCCAACCGGGUCAGGACUUGGUGCGAAUCGCCACUGAGGCGUGUCAGCUGUUAGAAGAAGCUGAAACAAAAAAGAAGAAAACAUUGAUAGGAUUCCAAGUUUAUUAUUUAACACGACAGUAUAUAGCGUUUUAUUUUUAGUUGGAUUAUUUGACCAGCUGCCCAGACUAUUCAAAUAAUAAAAACCAAAAACCGACUUUAAAUUGAACUCUUCAGCGAAAUUGCCUUUUGCAUCCAAGAAUUCCCGUACUGCAUUUGCUAUAUAGUCCGAGUUACUGAAACUACCGUAGGAUGUCUAAUUACAUCAUAGGAUAAGCGAAGAACCAUAUCUUAGAUCUGCUAGUGGAGACGCAUGUAGUUACAGGCACUCUGACGAAUUCAAGUUAUCUAGUAUAAAUCGUGGUGUCCCGCUGCAGUCGCUAUGAGGACGUGCGCUUUCAUUUUGGGACUGAAGACGCUGUGGGUUCUUCUCUUCUGUACACUUUCCAACACUCUGGCGGUCAAUAACAGCGGGAGAUGGUGGGGCAUUGUCAAUGUGGCUUCUUCUACUAACUUACUAACUGAUUCCAAAAAUGUGCAACUAGUUUUGGACCCCAGUCUCCAGCUUCUGAGCCGCAAACAGAGGAAACUAAUCCGACAGAAUCCUGGAAUCCUGCAUGCCAUCACCAGUGGCCUCCAGAGUGCCAUGAAGGAAUGCAAGUGGCAGUUUCGAAACCGGCGCUGGAAUUGCCCCACUACACAGAGUCCAAAUGUAUUUGGGAAAAUUGUUAGCAGAGGCUGCAGAGAAACAGCAUUUAUCUUUGCCAUCACAAGUGCAGGCAUAACUCAUUCCGUUGCCAGAUCUUGUUCUGAAGGUUCAAUUGAGUCAUGCACCUGUGACUAUCGCCGCAGAGGCCCUGGUGGUCCUGACUGGCACUGGGGUGGUUGCAGUGAUAACAUUGAUUUUGGACAAGUCUUCGGAAGAGAGUUUGUGGACUCCAGUGAAAGAGGACGAGAUCUCCGCUAUUUGACAAAUCUACACAACAAUGAAGCUGGGCGAAUGACAGUUUUUUCGGAGAUGCGCCAGGAAUGUAAGUGCCAUGGGAUGUCAGGAUCCUGCACGAUCAAGACUUGCUGGAUGAGACUUCCAACGUUUCGUACAGUCGGGGACUUCCUGAAGGACCGAUUUGAUGGGGCAUCUCGAGUCAUCUAUGGCAACAAAGGCAGCAACCGGGCCUCCAGAAUGGAUGUGCGGCACCUAGAGCCGGAAAACCCAGCUCACAAGCCUCCUUCCCCACGGGAUCUGGUCUAUUUCGAAAAGUCUCCUAACUUCUGUACAUAUAGUGGGAAAACUGGCACAGUAGGCACCACAGGACGCUACUGCAACAGCUCUUCCCCAGCAUUGGAUGGAUGUGAACUGCUUUGCUGUGGGCGCGGCUACCGGACCAGGACAGAGCAAGUCACAGAGCGGUGCAACUGCACCUUCCAUUGGUGCUGCCAUGUGAGCUGCCUUAAUUGCACCAGCACACAGGUUUUACAUGAGUGUUUGUAGGCCCAGCUCUUCCAUUGUCCCUCAUUCCAUAUUUUCACCUCCUUGGGGCAACUAUAUUUGCUGUGGUGAAUGCCAGACAGUGCUUCCUUGGUGCUCACCUAUCACCUUAAUACAGUCAGCAGUCAUUUGGUCUGUUAAUGGAGCUUCCAGCCAUGAAAAAAAGGAAAAACAAGGAAAAUGGAUAUGAUAAGAUGAGAAGAGGAGACCUCCAAUCACCAGACCAAGCUGCCACACUGACAUCCAUUAAGGGAACAGAGAAAGCACUUAACAGGGACUCAGCGUGCCAGAAGAAGUUUCUACUUUGAUAGUCCCAGCAUUUCCCCCAAUCCCUUGUAAAUUGACCAAAACCCCUUUCUGUCAAUCUGCUGCUGCCUGUAAUUGAAAUUCUGCCAAAGAUUUUCUAGUAACCCUUCAACCCAUAAUGCCCCCCUCCCCCACAACAACCACCCUGCUCUGCUGGCUCAUUUUGGCCGUGCCACUGGGUUUUCCUCUCUGUGCCCUUUGCAACAAACAUGACGAUGUGGAAAGAGCCAGUGGUGAGGCUGACAGCUCCACUGAACUGUAACAAGUGCUGUGCCAAGUGCUGAGAAACCAAAAAAUUUGAACACUGCUACAGACCAAAUCGUAGUAACACACUUGCACACACAAGUUGAUGCGGUCAACUCAGCUGACGCUGUGGCGCAAAGCUGGCGCCGCUUUUAGGUGCAGGCAAACGCUUGCAAUGCUAAUGAUUUCAGCAGGAACUGGACGAUGGAGCAGGGUGCCUUUAACUCCCCGAGAAACCCUUUCAAAAAAAAAAAAAAAGAAAAGAAAAAGCAGGCAGGGCAUAGAUGGAAGGGAAUUCUUUUUUUUUUUUUACUUUGUGGAUUUUCCAGGCGGGGCAAAAAUAAAGAUUUAAAAGAUCUGUUUUUAGAAUCGUGCUUCCCCUAACUAGAUGUUAAAAUGCGGAUAUCACAUUGUUGCUUCACAGCAGCUUCAUGCUUUUUACUUCUGGAAAAUCUACACCUUUAACAUUUUCACAAAUUCUCAUUUCCUACCAGGUGAUGAUUUCUACUUUUGCCUGAGCCUCUCAAGCUUAGUAAUUCUCUGGAAGGAAAAGGGAAAAAAAGGCUUGGAAGAAAUUAGUUGUGGUAUAUCCUGGGGCCUGGUUUAGUUCUGAAAGCGUUCAGUGUGACAAAAAUUCUGGGGCAUCUGAGGUCACCAAGCUGCGAGUAUAUUAUGGCAGUUGAUUCUGCCAAUAAAACAUCAGCGGUGAGUGGUGAAAGAGGAUCCCAUAUUAGCCACUCCCUCCCCUGUGACACUAGGCCAGGUCACUCCACCUUCAUGGGACAUAUGUGAUUGACACUUCAAAAGUAACAGUUGGCCAAAUUUUAUCCCCUUGCAUUAUAAUGUUCAUUGGAAUGCUACUGUUUGCUCCAGAAGGUUAAAGACUUUAAAUUUUGAGUUUCCCACAUUAGCUUCUAUCUUCUAGUGUGACACCCUUUAUAGAGCUUGUCAUCUCACUGCCUCACACUCUGUGUAUGCAAAGAGACUGUGCUGUUCAAUAUGUCAAAGACGUGAAAACCAACAGGCGCCAAUUUAGCGGGUAACUACCCCUUAUCCCUCUAAACUGGAUCCUGUGUCCUUAUUUAAAGCCCCUUAGACUCCAGAAAUUAAUCGCAGCUUCUGGCAGCCAUGGUGGCAGUGCAAUGCUAAAGGGGUGGCCCAAAUCCUUUUUAUGGUGGAUAAGGGCCAAUAAACUCUUUUGACACCUAACCUCUGGCAGCACCUCUCUUGAAGAGUGUGGGGCUCUGCUGUAUAUGAUUCAGUAGCUGAUGGCAGGCAGCUCAUUCUCCUCUAAUCAAAUCUCUUUACCUGAUUGUGCUGUGCAAAGCCGUACGGUUCAGUGAAAGAUCUGGCAUCAUGCAGC
This is a messenger RNA of Erpetoichthys calabaricus (reedfish), 3715 nucleotides long. It is a transcript of the gene wnt1, whose product is annotated as wingless-type MMTV integration site family, member 1. Gene Ontology annotation, molecular function: cytokine activity; frizzled binding. The record is from RefSeq and is a predicted model, not a curated record. NCBI's taxonomy places the organism in Eukaryota, Metazoa, Chordata, Cladistia, Polypteriformes, Polypteridae. Gene Ontology annotation, biological process: multicellular organism development; canonical Wnt signaling pathway; cell fate commitment. Gene Ontology annotation, cellular component: extracellular region. The transcript is spliced from 4 exons. The coding region runs from base 697 to 1806 and encodes 369 amino acids.